GUAAUUUCGGCUAAGAGGUUCCAUUUGACCUUAACGUUUAACCCGAGGGUUAGUACGAAAAUUGAAGACGACGAUCGGAUUUUGUUACCAUGGCCCACGCUAAGCUGUUGCUCGUUUGCGCCCUGACGAUCUUUUAUCUCAAGGAGACCUGCGGACAUGGGAUGCUCAUGGAACCCGUGAACAGAGGAAGCGCUUGGAGAAAAGGAUUCAACACACCCCGCAAUUACGACGACGACGGCAACUACUGCGGCGGUUUAUUUGUACACAUACGAAAUGGCAAAUGCGGCCUCUGCGGCGAUGACUUUUCCUUGCCGCCGCCCAGGCCAAAUGAACACGGCGGAGAAUACGGAACUGGCACUAUCGUGAAAACCUACAAAGCGGGAGAUGAGAUCGAGUUAGUGGCCAGAAUUACCGUAAAUCACAAGGGUCACGUGCAAUUCUUUAUUUGCCCUCUGAGCGAAAACAAUGGCGCGGAAACCGAGGAGUGCUUCGCCAAGUAUCCGCUUAAGUUGUCGAACGGCAGCUACAAAUACGUGCUACCCAGCACCGACAGCGGAGAUUACACGAUCACUGGCAUUCUACCUCCGGAUCUUACUUGCGAGCACUGUGUUCUCAGAUGGGAAUAUGUUGCCGGAAACAACUGGGGCGUGUGCGAAGAUGGAAAGGGCAAAAUGGGUUGCGGACAUCAGGAAACAUUCAAAACUUGCUCGGAUAUACGCAUUGUGGCUUGAUUAAAUUCGUUUCGGAAAAAGACUGCGUGUAACAUAUGUAAUUUUGUCUCUCAAUAAUUUAACAAAAUAAAAUUACAUUGUAACUUAA
Messenger RNA from Pseudomyrmex gracilis, 819 nucleotides. RefSeq lists its product as uncharacterized. The transcript has 4 exons. Bases 90 to 731 code for a protein of 213 amino acids. The record is from RefSeq and is a predicted model, not a curated record. Lineage: Eukaryota; Metazoa; Arthropoda; Insecta; Hymenoptera; Formicidae.